Danio aesculapii is the source of this 1983-nucleotide messenger RNA. RefSeq lists its product as uncharacterized. The transcript has 12 exons. Lineage: Eukaryota; Metazoa; Chordata; Actinopteri; Cypriniformes; Danionidae. The record is from RefSeq and is a predicted model, not a curated record. The coding region runs from base 248 to 1558 and encodes 436 amino acids.
AUCAUGUAGACUGAUGCUGAGGAGCGUGGACUGCGCUGCAAACCCCCUUCCCGCUAUAGGCAGACACGCUGAUGAAAAAAAAAGUCAACACGCCUUUAAAUAGAAGCAUAUUGUCAUCCCGACUGCUGUUAUCAGACUGCAAGAGCGGCGACGGAUCCGCUCACAAUCCAUUGCCUCACUGCGAGACCGAAGAAAUAGACUUUAAAUUCUUCCAUUCCACAUACACUUGCACACAACAACAGUAAACAUGCCGAGCAAGAGAAAGAAGAACAAGCGCCGAAUGAGAAGAGUGCAGGCCCAAAGAAGGGCCCUAGAGGAGCAGUACACCUCCUCUGGGAAGGGAACACCAGGAGUGUGUGCCGUCUCGGCCCCAGUUCCUGAACGGAUUCCAGUCUCUAAAACCUCAGAGAGUCCUGUUACAGUCCCAAUUCCUCCUCCGGUGGUAGCUCCUGUUGAAGUUCCACUUGCAGAACCGGUCGUGUUAGAGCUGUCAGUCACGGAUGGCAUCAAAGACAAAGUGGUAAAAGCUGCAGAGGACCUAGAACAAACCCUUGCAGAAACCCUCAUAAAAGAGACAGCUGUGAUUGACAAAGACGAAAAUGUAACCAUUCCAGUAUCAGAGGUCAUUUCAUCUAUAGAUGAGCCAGUGUUCAUUCCUGCUAAAUCUGAGAUCCAGUUUGAGGAAACUACACCUGUAGCCACAGAGACAUGUGUUGUAUCUCCACCAUUUGAGGCGGUUGACACUAAGUGUGAAAUUCCUGCUGAUGAUCCAGUGAUACAUCUUCCAGUACCAAAGGAGACGGUGCCUGCAGCUCAAAUUGAACAAUCUGGGACAGAAAAGGUAGCUGAAGAUGUGCCUGCAGCUGAAGCUGCCUCAGAAGUGGACGGACCUGUAGUUGAGCCUGUCUCCGACGCUCCAGUUGAAGCGGACAGACUUGUUCUUGAGCCUGUCAUUGAUGCUGCAGUUGAAGUGGACGGACCUGUUCUUGAGCCUGUCAUUGAUGAUGCUGUGGAAGUGGACGGACCUGUAGUUCAGCCUGUUGUCGAAGCUGAAGCCAUAACUGUUGAAACUGAGCCUCCAGAAGUCCACGCAGUUGCAAAAGUGACAGAGGAUGUAUAUCCAAAGCCUGAAGCAGAAGAAUUUCCAGUGGAAGCUGCAGUACCUACAGAAGCUUUAGUGGAACCAGAGCCACAGCAGCUGGAGCAACCAAUCCCACUGCAGGAACCCACGCUUUCGGUUGAGUCCACUAUUGACCCCAUCGCUGAAGAAUCUGUUGUGGCCGAAGAGCCAGUCGUAGCUGUCAACACAACCACUGCAGAGGAACAGAUUCCUGGAACAGCGGAUGCCCCAGAGGUUUUGUCAGAGACGCUGACAGAAACGAUUCCUGCUUCUGAGCCUCUGCCUGUGCCUGUAGCAAAAGAGAUCAUACAUGCUCAAGAUGAAUUUAUGGCACAAGUAGAAGCUGAAACCAUAAAGGACUUGGCAGUGGCUACUAGCCGAAAUGUGGAUGCCAUGAAUGGAUGUCUGGGAGUUACAGAAGUUGCAAUCGAAAGUUAAAGUGCCUAUGCUUCAUAGGACGUAAAUGGAUGGCUGAAAUGUCAGGAAACCUUUCAAAGUGCCUUUCUGUGCUGAUUCUCACCUAAAAUCUGACAAAGAUGUGUGUGACUGUUCUUCACUGGUGGAGUUUUUCUGAACUUCCGACUAAUUUCCAUAUGCAUGUACAGUAGAUUUGCAGGCGUUAUACAUUGCAUAUCUAGUAAAGUAAAAUGGAUGGGUGUUGCUAAUUUCUGUUUUUACUUGGACCAUUUUGUAAUUGGGUAUAAAUACUUCUUGUUGUAUUUGUUUAAUUUGAUCAGAUGACUUGGAGUGGAGUGCUUUCUCAAUAAAGCACAACUUCAAAUAAUAUUAUCAGCACUUCUGUACCCCCACAACCAUCCACAUAUGCCUUUCUCGAAAUAUAAAUAAAGGGAGGUUUAAAAUAA